Molecule: messenger RNA, 2768 nt
Organism: Protobothrops mucrosquamatus (brown spotted pit viper)
Lineage: Eukaryota; Metazoa; Chordata; Lepidosauria; Squamata; Viperidae
Gene: OSGIN2
Product: oxidative stress induced growth inhibitor family member 2
Exons: 6
Coding region: 1-1638 (545 amino acids)
Source: RefSeq, a predicted model, not a curated record
AUGACGGUGUGGUGCUGCCGCUGCUCCUUAACCAGCCGCUUCAGAAAUUACGGUAAUCCAGAAGCUGAAGGAUGCUUUUUGAAUUCCUUAGUGCAGUAUUUUGGUGACAAUCUUGGAACCAACGCUAAAACCAUGCCAUUACUACAAGAAAGUACGCUACCUGUGGACACAACAUUGACUUUGCCUAUAGUAAUAAUCGGUAAUGGACCUUCUGGAAUAUGCCUCUCUUACAUGUUAUCUGGAUAUAGACCAUAUUUAUCCCCCGACGCGGAACAUCCAAAUCUUAUUUUGUACAAUAAGUUAAAAGAAGCUAUUCAUCUUUCUAUUGUUGAUCAGGAAUUAGAGUACUUGGCUGAAGGCCUGGAAGGACGCUCUUCAAAUCCUGUUGCAGUUCUGUUUGACACUUUGCUUCAUCCUGAAGCUGAUUUUGGAUUUAAGUACCCACCGAUUCUUCAAUGGAAAUUUGAACCACAUCAGUGCAUUCCUCAUAUAGUGCUUGGCAAAGGACCACCUGGUGGUGCUUGGCAUUCUAUGGAAGGUUCUAUACUCACUAUCAGUUUUGGAAACUGGAUGGAAUUACCUGGAUAUGCAUUUAAAGAUUGGGCUGCUACUAAACGAAGAAAUAUAAAGUGUGACAGAGUUCUGCCAGAGGAAGUUGCAAAUUAUUACAAGCACUAUGUUAAAAUCAUGGGCUUACAGAAAAACUUCAGAGAAAAUACUUAUAUAACAUCUGUAUCAAAGUUUUAUCGUGAUCAGGACUGUGAAAGCGAAAGCCCUUUGCAGAUAGAAGAACAAGGUGGGCAGACUACACUGAUCAAAAGAAACUGGGAAAUUAGAGGUUAUCAGAGAUCAGCAGAUGGCUCUCAUAUGCCAUUCUGCUUGUUUGCUGAGAAUGUGGCUCUCGCUACUGGAACUUUUGAUGCUCCUGGACGAUUGCAAGUUGAAGGAGAAGACUUUCCUUUUGUGCUCCAUGCCAUAUCUGAUUUUGGAGCUGCCAUAGAUAAAGGAAUAUUGCAUGGGAAAACAGAUCCAGUUUUAAUUAUAGGUGGUGGACUCACAGCAGCAGAUGCAGUUCUGUAUGCUUAUAAUAACAAUAUACCUAUUAUUCAUGCAUUCCGUAGGAGGGUCACUGACCCAAGUUUAAUUUUCAAACAGCUACCAAAAAAACUUUAUCCAGAAUAUCAUAAAGUCUACCAUAUGAUGUGUACUCAGUCAGUUACUCUGGAUUACAACAUGCAUCCUGCUUAUACCAGUUUCCCUGAACAUCAAGUUCUUUCUUUUCAACCUGAUAUGAAGUGUAUCCUACAGAGUUCUUUGGGAUUAAAGAAGAUCUUAAAAUUCUCUUUAGCUGUAGUCUUAAUAGGUUCACAUCCUAAUUUAUGCUUCCUGAAGGAUCAAGGCCAGAGCAUAUGCCAUAAUCCAAAUGAACCAGUUACUUGCAAGGGCAACCCUAUUGAAAUUGAUCCAUAUACAUAUGAGUGUAUAAAGGAACCCAAUCUUUUUGCACUUGGUCCAUUGGUUGGAGACAAUUUUGUACGCUUUUUAAAAGGGGGAGCAUUGGGAAUUACACGGCAUUUAGUUGCAAAACAGAAGAAACAUCAAUUUAUAGUUGAAAGAGGUGCAGAUGGAGUGCCCUAAAGCAAAUAGACAUAGACUUAACCUGAGAAGCUGCAGGCAUAUGGUAAUAACUGAUCUGACCAUUAAUAACCAAGUGAUUAGUCUUGGCUUUAUUAUACAUACCAGUUUUUUGUGCUUGCAUUGCCUCAUAGAGGAAGAUGCUACAACAUUAUUGCAGCCUUGCAAAAUGCAAAAAAAAUGGCAGUUUUUCUGGAAUUGCUUCCAAUUAAGGCAACUGUAAUGGAUAACAAUGCAUGCCAAUUUGCUUUGGUUUCAAAGCUUAGAAAUAUAUAUAUAUAUAUAUAUAAAGUUUUUCCUCAUAAGCUAAUUGUUUUGCUAUACAAAACUAGAUGAGUAUUCAAGAAUAGAAUUUUUUACUUAACACAGAUUAAGGCAAAUUUUCAGCCAGUUAUUUGCAGUAAAGAUUUUAUAAAGUCAACCUGAGAAUGUUGCAUAUUCUGAAUCUCAAUUAGCUACAAAUUUGAGAUGUGCCUAAUCUCGUACAUCUAAAUCAGAUCUAGUGCUUGAGUCUGAUGAAGGCACUAAUCAUUAAUCUAAAACAUGCAGUAUAAUCCAGCUAAAUCUGACAUUUCACACAGAAGUCAUGCUCUAGGAAAGCAUGUGGAGAUGGGAGAAUUUGCCCAUAUUUUAUUUAGUUUCCAUUACAAUAUAUCCACAAUAUAUCUGAGGCAAAAUAGCCUGUUAAUUAUGAAAGUUAUUGCUAUAGAAACCACAAGGAUAACUAGUGGUUCUCUUUGUAUUUAAUUUUUAUAAACUAUGAAUGUUUAUUUUUUAGCAUCCUAAACUUUGAUUAUGUCCAUUGGCAGCAAUCCCUAUUGACAUCAAAAUGCAUGUGUAGAUUAGUUUCCUAAUCUCCAAUUUUAUCAAUUAUGCCCCUGCCCAUUUAAACCUGGGGUGUUUACUAUUAGGUAAAAUGAGAAGGAAAAAUGAAAUGUAAUUUAUGUUAAUAUAUUAAAAAUAUGGAACUGGAAUUGCUAACCAAUUAUACUAUUAAUAUAAAAGUUGGCUAGAAUAAAAGGCAUUUACUUUUAAUUCACCUUACCCUUAUGUAUAUUAUGGAGUAUGUAACAUAAUAAUUCUGGAUUAAAUUGCGUAUGGGAUUAAAGGAAUGUCCAACAUUUAAAGACUGC